UCCUGGUUCAUCUCUCCCCUACUGUCAGGAAUGAUGUCAGGGUUCCUCUUCUUUCUCAUCAGACACUUCAUCCUGAAUCAGGAUGACCCGGUGCCCAACGGUCUCCGUGCCCUGCCAGUGUUCUACGCCUCAACAAUAGGCAUCAACGCCUUCUCCAUCCUUUACACAGGAGCACCAUUGCUAGGUCUGGAGAUGUUACCGGUGUGGGCUAUAGCUCUGAUCACGCUGGCGGGGGCUCUGGUCUGUGCUGCCGUGGUCUGGUUUGCUGUCUGCCCCUGGAUGAGACGGAAGAUAGCAA
Oncorhynchus masou masou (cherry salmon) is the source of this 298-nucleotide messenger RNA. Its product is annotated as sodium-dependent phosphate transporter 2-like. The record is from RefSeq and is a predicted model, not a curated record. The annotation marks the transcript as partial. The transcript is spliced from 3 exons. NCBI's taxonomy places the organism in Eukaryota, Metazoa, Chordata, Actinopteri, Salmoniformes, Salmonidae. Gene Ontology annotation, cellular component: membrane. Gene Ontology annotation, biological process: phosphate ion transmembrane transport. Gene Ontology annotation, molecular function: phosphate transmembrane transporter activity.